Adelges cooleyi (spruce gall adelgid) is the source of this 612-nucleotide messenger RNA. Its product is annotated as dynein light chain 1, cytoplasmic. Gene Ontology annotation, molecular function: dynein intermediate chain binding; dynein light intermediate chain binding. The coding region runs from base 180 to 449 and encodes 89 amino acids. Gene Ontology annotation, biological process: microtubule-based process; cilium assembly. The transcript has 3 exons. Gene Ontology annotation, cellular component: cytoplasmic dynein complex. Lineage: Eukaryota; Metazoa; Arthropoda; Insecta; Hemiptera; Adelgidae. The record is from RefSeq and is a predicted model, not a curated record.
UUAACAUUACCAUUUCGUCAUUUAUUUUAUCGGCGAAUAUUUUGGAAGUUAUUGAAUUUAGUUUGUUUAAAUUUGAGAUUUGUACAGCGUCUGGCUCUGGUUACCGAAGGAUUAUCUAAUCCCGUUGUUGGAUAGUUCCUUAUAUUGUCUGUUAAAAGUUGAUUUACAUCCUUUAAAAGAUGUCUGACCGCAAAGCAGUUAUAAAAAACGCUGAUAUGUCCGAAGAGAUGCAGCAAGAUGCAGUCGAUUGUGCCACCCAAGCUUUGGAAAAAUACAAUAUUGAAAAAGACAUUGCGGCUUACAUAAAGAAAGAAUUUGACAAAAAAUACAACCCAACAUGGCAUUGUAUCGUCGGCCGUAAUUUUGGAAGUUACGUCACACAUGAAACGAGGCACUUCAUUUAUUUUUAUUUGGGCCAGGUGGCCAUAUUGCUAUUCAAGAGCGGUUAAACUCUUAAUUGACUACUGCACAUGUCCCCUUCCAAUAUGCAAAUAUUAAUUUUCAAAAAUUACCUAAUAUAAUUAUUUCACCACUUACUCAUAUAAAUAAAACAUUUUUAUGAGAAUUAGCCACUCGUUUUUUAUUUUUUAAUGAUUUUUGCCAACCAAAAUA